GCCGGGGGCGGGGGCUGUGGAGAGGCGCGGCGGAGGCGGCGGCGGUGGACGCGCGUCGGUGCGGCCUGCUCCGAGCUAUGUCCGUGUGAGAACGCUGCAGCGGCCACCCCCUGCUCUCCGGCCGGCCAGCAGAAGCCCGCACCAUGGGCUCCAUCCUGAGUCGCCGCAUCGCGGGCGUGGAGGACAUCGACAUUCAGGCCAACUCGGCCUAUCGCUAUCCCCCGAAGUCCGCAGGAAACUACUUUGCUUCACACUUUUUCAUGGGAGGAGAGAAAUUUGACACCCCCCAUCCUGAAGGCUACCUCUUUGGAGAGAACAUGGAUCUGAACUUCCUGGGCAGUCGUCCAGUCCAGUUUCCCUAUGUCACCCCUGCCCCCCAUGAGCCAGUAAAGACACUGAGGAGCCUGGUAAACAUCCGCAAAGACUCCCUCCGGCUUGUGAGGUACAAAGACGAUGCCGACAGCCCCACAGAGGAUGGUGAGAAGCCCCGUGUGCUCUACAGUCUGGAAUUCACCUUUGAUGCCGAUGCCCGAGUUGCUAUCACCAUUUAUUGCCAGGCAGUGGAGGAGUUCUUAAACGGCAUGGCAGUGUACAGCUGUAAGAACCCUUCUCUGCAGUCUGAGACCGUCCACUACAAGAGAGGCGUUAGCCAGCAGUUCUCCCUGCCUUCUUUCAAGAUUGACUUCUCCGAGUGGAAGGAUGAUGAGCUGAACUUUGACUUGGACCGAGGUGUGUUUCCAGUAGUCAUCCAGGCAGUGGUGGAUGAAGGAGAUGUUGUAGAAGUGGCUGGCCAUGCUCAUGUACUCUUGGCUGCCUUUGAGAAGCAUGUGGAUGGCAGCUUCUCCGUGAAGCCAUUAAAGCAGAAACAAAUUGUGGACCGGGUCAGCUACUUGCUGCAGGAGAUCUACGGCAUCGAGAACAAGAACAACCAGGAAACCAAGCCUUCCGAUGAUGAGAACAGUGACAACAGCAGUGAGUGUGUGGUGUGCCUGUCAGACCUGCGGGACACGCUGAUCUUGCCCUGCCGCCACCUGUGCCUCUGCACUUCCUGUGCUGACACGCUGCGGUACCAAGCCAACAACUGCCCCAUCUGCCGACUGCCAUUCCGAGCUCUCCUGCAGAUUCGGGCUGUGCGGAAGAAGCCAGGGGCCCUGUCUCCCAUCUCCUUCAGCCCUGUCUUGGCUCAAAGUGUGGACCAUGAUGAGCACUCUUGUCCCUUUAAAAAAUCAAAGUCGCACCCUGCCUCCCUGGCCAGCAAGAAACCUAAAAGGGAAACAAGUUCUGACAGUGUUCCACCUGGCUAUGAGCCCAUCUCCUUGCUUGAAGCACUCAAUGGUCUACGAGCUGUCUCCCCGGCUGUCCCAUCAGCCCCCCUCUAUGAAGAAAUCACCUACUCAGGCAUCUCAGACGGUCUUUCCCAGGCCAGCUGUCCUCUCGCUGGACUCGAUCGAAUCAUAGAAAGUGGCCUACAGAAGGGCAAGCCACAAAGCAAGUCUCCAGACAGCACCCUGCGGUCUCCAUCAUCCCCCAUCCAUGAGGAGGAUGAGGAGAAACUCUCGGAGGACUCUGACACUCCUCUCCCACCAAGCGGUGUGGAGCUGGCGCUUCGGGAAAGCAGCUCCCCUGAGAGUUUUGGAACAGAAGAGGUGGAUGAGCCUGUCAUAAAGCAAGGGAGCCGAGUACCCUCUAUUGAUGAUGUCCUGCAGGAUGGCAGUCCACAGCACCAUGGUUGCAGCCAGCCAGUCCCUCCUGCUGACAUCUACCUACCAGGAUGGUCCACCUCCAUGGAGACGCCACACAGCCUUGGCACCACCAGUGCCCCCUGGCCUCUGCUGAGUGGCUCUAGUCCUGAGCCUGGAGCUACUGAGCUGACCCCACUCUGAGAGCCUGGCUCAGCUGGCAGCACAGAGCCCUCGACAUACCAAACAUUGCCAGGAGGCUUCCCUGGACCCCAGCAAAACCCUGGCCUCUCCUGUCUGCACGCCUCAUGUGCCCACUGGGCUUUGAGGGGCCACAGUGAACCUUGAUCAUAUUGCACAGUGGGUUGUUCCUCCACACCUUUUCUAUGGUCGAUAUAUUUGUAAAUGGUACAAGAUGAAGGACAGCAGCUUUUUCCAUGGGCCAUACACCCUAGAGGGGUUCUCCCCAACUGUCAAGGUUGAUUCUUUGAGCACUUAGCAAACCAGCAGAAGAGAAUCAACCCGUGGAGUGAAGUGUCAUCCUCACAAAUGUUCUGGAAGGUGGGAAACCCAGAUUAUGGUUGAUGAAGGAAGCAGUACGUGUCUGCCUGUCCCAUGUGUGUUCCCCAAGGCAGCCACACUGUCACUGCUGCUUUCACUUUAUUGUCCUGACCAUCGGUGACCGUUCUUGGAACCUCCAGGUCCCCUCCUACUCUUCUCUCACUACCAGUGACCUCUGGCAGCUGGGGCAGCUAUGGGCAAGGCCUGGGUAGUCAAGACUGUGUUAACACCACAGCCAUUUGCAGUAGUUGGUAUCCAGAACCCCUUACAGGUCCUGCUUCACUCACUUCCUCACAUGCCUCCAAAAUGAAGAUGUUCCUGAUUGCAGGGUAGCACUGCUCAACACCUGCCAGGGAAGAGCCUGAGUAGCUUUUCUUAGCAGAUCCAUUGCCAGUUAAAUGUUCUUUUGUGUUCCUUACUGUCUAAGGCUCCUAUCAGAGCCCACUUAGGAGCAGGGUCUAGUGCUACUUUGUUUCUAAGGCGUGGGUAGCCCCAGGGCAGAGGUGCCCCAGGCAGUGCAGCUCCCCCGGUGGUUAGGUACAGGGGCCUCAGCCCAGGGAGCUGCCCUGCUCUCACCCAGGUGACAGCCUGUAGCAAUGCAUGGAGCACCCCUUAGGCUCAGGGUUGCUUGAGCUCUGGCUCUGCCUCUGUUCCUUCCUAGCAGUGGCUAGCCUGGUCUCUGGUAAAGCUGUGAGCAGUGCUCUGUCUGCACCCAUCUGCUCUGUCCUGCUGAGUGCACAUUUGUGCACACAGUCAGCAUGUGCAUGCCCACCCCUCACUUCUCACCUGCCAACACCCUGGCCUCUGGCCAUGAGACUGGUUCCAGUACUUCGAAAGGUGGAUGAGAUACAGACUGCACAGUCACCUGUCUCAGAUUCACAUGUGCUAUCAUUUGAUGUACUCUGAUUGGCUAGUUUUGGGUUCAUUUUUACUGUAUAUUUAUAGUAAUAAAAUCAUGCAGCAAUA
Psammomys obesus (fat sand rat) is the source of this 3206-nucleotide messenger RNA. RefSeq names its product mahogunin ring finger 1 (gene Mgrn1). Lineage: Eukaryota; Metazoa; Chordata; Mammalia; Rodentia; Muridae. Gene Ontology annotation, cellular component: nucleus; plasma membrane; cytoplasm. Gene Ontology annotation, biological process: endosome to lysosome transport; protein ubiquitination; negative regulation of G protein-coupled receptor signaling pathway. Gene Ontology annotation, molecular function: ubiquitin protein ligase activity. Bases 144 to 1883 code for a protein of 579 amino acids. The transcript is spliced from 17 exons. The record is from RefSeq and is a predicted model, not a curated record.